This is a messenger RNA of Penicillium crustosum, 372 nucleotides long. RefSeq lists its product as uncharacterized. Lineage: Eukaryota; Fungi; Ascomycota; Eurotiomycetes; Eurotiales; Aspergillaceae. The transcript is spliced from 2 exons. Gene Ontology annotation, molecular function: magnesium ion binding; holo-[acyl-carrier-protein] synthase activity. The coding region runs from base 1 to 372 and encodes 123 amino acids. The record is from RefSeq and is a predicted model, not a curated record.
AUGAAACCCCUCCCCUUCCCAUUCCCCCUGAACAUUGGCACAGACAUCCGAAGUCCUCAAAGCGCGCGCCGCAUAUCACCAGCAGCCUCCCCCGUGCCAGCGGACAUAACACGCUGGCUGGCGGGGCGCUUCGCAGCGAAGGAGGCCGCGCGCAAAGCGGCGCCGUCUGGUGCGGCUUCGAUUGGCUGGAAGGAUGUCAUGGUCCGGAUACAGGAGGAUGGAGGAAGUUUUGGAGAGGGUGUGAGUCGGAGACCUGAGAUUGUUUAUCUUGGGAAUGCGCUGGACGGGGAUGCGGGUGAAGGGAGGGUUGCGAAGUUGUCGAUUUCGCAUGAUGGGGAGUAUGUUGUGGCUACUGUUUUGGCUGCUGGGUGA